ACUUUCACCUUUACGUCGAUGUUUAUCGAAAAUUUUUUCCAAUAACUUGAAUCUGUCACAACAAAUAUACAUGAAUUUAUGGGCUUGCAUCUGUUCCACACUGCACAGUCUUUCACCGGUGGCUUCCGAACCGAAAUUGUGCGGCAUCGCCUUGAUCGCUGUCGGCGUUGGAACCCUGUUGAAGUAUGAAGAUGUUUUGGAUGCAUUUAAAGAUAUAAAUGUCAAUGUGGCGCCAAUCGGGUUCAUUGUUAUUGGCUCAGCUAUAUUUUUAAUAGCGUUCUUUGGAUGCUGUGGCGCCAUAUUCGAGUCCGAAUGCAUGAUUCUAACGUAUGCGGUGCUCCUCUUCCUCUUGCUAGUCGCUCAAAUUGUCGUCGGCGUUUUGGUGUUUACGAACAAACGCGAGGUACAACGCGUCUCCGAAAGAAUAUUGAACAACUUAUGGCGAGACAGACAAAAUCAUCGCGCAUUCUGGGACACCAUCCAACAAGGACUCAAAUGCUGCGGUUUGCAUUCGGCUACCGAAUGGAUUCCAAAUACACCACCAUCUUGCUGUGAGACUAACGCCAUUGAAUGCGUUGCUCUGGUGAAUGCAUAUGGUCAGGGAUGCUCAGCAUCGCUUCACGAAUUGAUUACCGAUGGAUCGACAAUCUUUGGUAGCACUGCUAUUGCUGUAGCAGCCGUUGAGCUGGUCGGCUUCAUCUUUGCCUGCUGUCUAAGCAAUCACAUUCGUAACUACAAAAGAAGAUAUAUGUAAUAAGUCAAAUUAUGUAAAAAUAAUUGAAGAUCAACGCAAACGAAUUAUUACAAGAUAAAAACACACACACAUACAAGCUGAAAUUACAGACAAACGAAUAUGUUUCACAAAUGAAACAAAACAAAAAACAUUGAAAUGAAACUCUUUGCGCAAAACUCAAUGAAACACAAAUACACACAUAGACACACAAACAGUAAUAACAGUAAUAAAUAUUACAUUUAAAGAAGAAGAAAAAAAAAUCAAGUAUAUCUCCAAUACUGUGUAGUUUAUAAAUGAGAAUUUUGUUAUGCACAACAACAACGUUAGCGCAACGCAACACAACAUUUGUGCUGAACAAAUGAGUUCAGGAAUAAGAAAUAAUAGAAGCAACCAGAGGAUUUGUAAUGUGAUGUCAUGUAUCCAAUGUGUUCACAUCUAAAACAAAAAGAAAAUAAAAAUCAAGUUUGUAAAUCUCUUUUAAACGUACCAAAUGCAUCAAUAGAAUUAUUUGGAAACUAGUGACCAUAAAUAUUGAAAACAAACAACAACAAAAAAAUGGAAAAAAAAAAUUGAAGAAAGGAAAAAAGAACUCCAUGACAAGCCGUAAACACCGUACACACAUCAUACAUCCAUCUGCGGCGAUGUUAUCGUUUUUUUCCUCCUCCCCCCCAUUAACAAAAAUUUGGUAGAGAAACAUUUGAAUUAGCCAACGACACAACGUAGUUUUAAAACUGGUUCUAAUCUUCAAUAAUAAAAAAAAAUGAACUUUCAACCAUAAGUUUUUAACAAUGUUUGUUUCAACAACAACAACAACAACAGCAACAUAUAAGUUCUGAAUAUGACAAAACGAAAAUAUUGACUAGAAGAAAAAAAAAACAAAACAAAUUGGUUAUCAAGUCUGAGUUUCUCCAAGAAGCCAACUUUUGAAUUAGUUAUGAAAAUUAUUUUUGCACCUGCAUUUCUAUUUUUCUUAUUAUUUUUUUUUUUUUUUAUCGAGAUGAAUAAAACAAAAGAUGAUGAUGAAGAUGAAAAAAAAAAUCAAGGGAAAAAUUCGAAAUUCCAUUUUUUUAUACGCAUUCGAAAAUUUACUUUGUCCAAAUUUGGUUCUUUUUUUUCUUCAUUGAAUUAGCAACAAGAAAGAAGGAACAAAUUUUUUUUCUCUGUCUCGAAACAACAACUGUAAUGACCAUUAUCAUAUAAUCUCAAUACAAAUUCGUUACACAUAGUGCUUUUUCGUUUGUUUUUCUCUCGAAUUUAUUGAGUGUUUUUAUGACAUAGAUAUAUUUACAUUUCUAAAAUAUAUUUUGAAUGUUAUAUUAAAUGUAUUUUCUUCACUAAUAAAAUAAACAUUGACAAAA
Sitodiplosis mosellana (orange wheat blossom midge) is the source of this 2091-nucleotide messenger RNA. Its product is annotated as 23 kDa integral membrane protein-like. The record is from RefSeq and is a predicted model, not a curated record. The coding region runs from base 71 to 754 and encodes 227 amino acids. Gene Ontology annotation, cellular component: membrane. The transcript has 6 exons. Lineage: Eukaryota; Metazoa; Arthropoda; Insecta; Diptera; Cecidomyiidae.